GCCUGCGCACCCUCUCCAGUCCGCGGUGCCAUGGCCCCCGCCCGUCUGUUCGCGCUGCUGCUGCUCUUCGUAGGCGGAGUCGCCGAGUCGAUCCGAGAGACUGAGGUCAUCGACCCCCAGGACCUCCUAGAAGGCCGAUACUUCUCCGGAGCCCUACCAGAUGAUGAGGAUGUAGUGGGACCCGGGCAGGAAUCUGAUGACUUUGAGCUGUCUGGCUCUGGAGAUCUGGAUGACUUGGAAGACUCCACGAUCAGCCCUGAAGUUAUCCAUCCCUUGGUGCCUCUAGAUAACCAUAUCCCUGGGAAGGCAGGGUCUGGGAGCCAAGUCCCCACUGAAACCAAGAAACUGGAGGAGAAUGAGGUUAUUCCCAAGAGGAUCUCACCCAUUGAAACAAGUGAGGAUGUGUCUAACAAGGUGUCCAUGUCCAGCACUAUGCAGGGCAGCAAUAUCUUUGAGAGAACGGAGGUCCUGGCAGCUCUGAUUGUGGGUGGCGUCGUAGGCAUCCUCUUUGCCGUCUUCCUGAUCCUCCUGCUCAUGUACCGUAUGAAGAAGAAGGAUGAAGGCAGCUAUGACCUGGGCAAGAAACCCAUCUACAAGAAAGCCCCCACCAAUGAGUUCUACGCGUGAAGCUUGCUUGUGGGCACUGGCUUGGACUUUAGCAGGGAGGGAAGCCGGGGGAUUUUGAAGGGUGGACAUUAGAGUAGGGUGAGGUCAACCUAAUACUGACUUGUCAGUAUCUCCAGCUCUGAUUACCUUUGAAGUGUUCAGAAGAGACAUUGUCUUCUACUGUUCUGCCAGGUUCUUCUUGAUCUUUGGGCCUCAGUUUCCCUGGCAGAAAAAUGGGUUCAACUUUCUGGCCUUUCUGAAGGCAAGCCUGGGAUUGGAUCACUUCUCAAACUUCCAGUUAAGAAUCUAGGUCUGGCCUCAAGCCCAUACUGACCAUGCCUCAUCCAGAGCCCCUCUGAAGCCAGGGGGCUAACGGGUGUUGUGUGGAGUCCUGGCUGGAGGUCCUCCUGCAGUGGCCUUCCUCCCUUCCUUUCACAGCCGGUCUCUCUGCCAGGAACUGGGGGAAGGAACUGGAACCACCCGCGCCUUGAGAUGUUUCUGUAAAUGGGUACUCGUGAUCACACUACGGGAGUCUCUGUGGUAUAUACCUUGAGCCAUUCUAGGCUCUUUCAAGUGACUUUUGGAAAUCAAUCUUUUUUAUUUGGGGGGGAGGAUGGGGAAAAGAGCUGAGAGUUUAUGCUGAAGUGGAUUUAUAGAAUAUUUGUAAAUCUAUUUUUAGUGUUUGUUCGUUUUUUUUUUUUUUACUGUUCAUUCCUUUGUGCAGAGUGUAUCUCUCUGCCUGGGCAAGGGCGUGGAGGUGCCGAGGUGUCUUCAUUCUCUUGCACAUUUCCACGGCACCUGCUAUGUUUCUAUUUAAUGGUUUUUGUUUUUGUUUGUUUCUUGAAAAUGAUAGAAGAGCUGGAGAGAUGAUUUUUAUUAAUUUUUUUUUUUUUUUUUUUACUAUUU
Molecule: messenger RNA, 1512 nt
Organism: Macaca mulatta (Rhesus monkey)
Lineage: Eukaryota; Metazoa; Chordata; Mammalia; Primates; Cercopithecidae
Gene: SDC4
Product: syndecan 4
Biological process (GO): cell migration
Cellular component (GO): cell surface; membrane
Source: RefSeq, marked provisional